GCGCAGCGUUCCGUGUCUCUUCGCUCGCUCGCUCUCAGGGAGGAUCGAGGAGAGGGAGGCGACGGCUGUGGCAGCGGCUCAUUGCUCUCCCUGUCAUGGAGGAGCUGCGCUGGGAACGGGGCGCGGCGACGGCAGCAGUAGCAGCCACAACGCGGCCGACGUCACCACGAAGAGCAGCGGCGGCGGCGGCUCCGCUGUGAAGGGCGCCGAGAACGAAGAGGCUGCUGCUGCUGCUGCUGCUGCUGCUGCAGGAGGCGCGGGAAGGCUACUGAGCUCAGUGUUUGCCUUGAGAGGUCACCUGUUGAUAAAUUCAUGGUGUACAUAGAGAUAUUGCGUCCUCCGGGGAGAGUGGGCAGGGACUGGCCUCAACUUUGUGGUUCCUGUUAUUCUGCUACUUGUGAUUCUGAAGAACAGGUGAAGUUGAGAGGCAAAGACUAAAUGGAUCUAAAGACAGCAGUAUUUAAUGCAGCUCGCGAUGGCAAGCUGCGGCUCCUCACCAAAUUGCUGGCAAAUAAAAGUAAAGAAGAAGUGGCCUUGCUGAUGUCAGAAAAAACAAAUGGAGCCACGCCUCUUCUCAUGGCAGCUCGCUAUGGGCACCUGGACAUGGUGGAACAUCUGCUGGAGCACUGCAGCGCUUCAAUAGAAGUCGGUGGUUCUGUGAAUUUUGAUGGUGAGACUAUUGAGGGUGCACCACCAUUGUGGGCAGCAUCAGCUGCUGGUCAUUUAAAGGUGGUUCAGUCUCUAUUGAAUCAUGGUGCAUCUGUUAACAAUACAACUUUGACAAACUCAACACCUCUUAGAGCUGCCUGUUUUGAUGGCCACCUGGAAAUUGUGAAGUAUCUUGUGGAGCAUAAAGCUGAUUUGGAAGUAUCAAACCGCCAUGGGCAUACAUGCCUUAUGAUAUCCUGUUACAAAGGGCAUAAAGAAAUUGCUCAGUAUUUGCUUGAGAAAGGAGCUGAUGUAAACAGAAAAAGUGUCAAAGGAAACACAGCAUUGCAUGAUUGUGCAGAAUCUGGUAGUUUGGAAAUUAUGAAGAUGCUUCUCAAAUACUGUGCAAAGAUGGAAAAAGAUGGUUAUGGAAUGACUCCUCUUCUUUCAGCAAGUGUUACAGGCCACACAAACAUUGUUGACUUUCUGACUCAACAUGUGGAGACAAGUAAAGCAGAACGCAUCAAUGCACUGGAACUCCUAGGAGCCACAUUUGUGGACAAAAAGAGAGAUUUGCUUGGAGCUUUGAAAUACUGGAAAAGAGCCAUGGAUAUGAGGUACAGUGAUAGGACUAACAUCCUCAGCAAGCCUGUGCCUCCUGCGUUGAUAAUGGCUUAUGAUUAUGCCAAGGAAGUGAACAGUGCUGAAGAGUUGGAAAACCUAAUUGCAGACCCUGAUGAGAUGAGAAUGCAGGCAUUGUUAAUUAGAGAACGUAUUCUUGGUCCUUCUCACCCAGAUACGUCUUACUAUAUUCGUUACAGAGGUGCUGUCUAUGCAGACUCUGGCAACUUCAAACGAUGCAUCAAUCUGUGGAAGUAUGCUUUGGAUAUGCAGCAGAGCAAUUUGGACCCCCUGAGCCCUAUGACUGCAAGCAGUCUCUUGUCAUUUGCUGAACUCUUCUCCUUCAUGCUGCAAGACAGGGCAAAAGGCUUGUUGGGUACAACUGUUACAUUUGACGAUCUUAUGGGUAUACUGUGUAAAAGUGUUCUUGAAAUAGAACGUGCCAUCAAACAUACUCAGUGUCCACCUGACCAAAUACAACUCCACAAAGCCCUUUCCAUCAUCUUGCAUUUAGUUUGCUUGCUGGAAAAAGUUCCUUGUAGUUUGGAGCAAGAUCAUUUUAAGAAACAGACUAUAUAUCGAUUUCUUAAGCUACAUCCUAAGGGAAAGAAUAACUUUAGCCCACUCCACCUUGCUGUUGAUAAGAAUACCACAUGUGUUGGGCGCUAUCCAGUUUGUAAAUUUCCUUCUUUGCAAGUUACUGCUACUUUAGUGGAAUGUGGUGCUGAUGUAAAUGCUAGAGACUCAGAUGACAACAGCCCUUUACACAUAUCUGCACUGAACAACCAUCCUGAUAUCAUGAAUCUUCUUAUCAAAUCAGGUUCACAUUUUGAUGCAACAAACUUGCAUAAACAAACUGCUAUUGACUUGCUGGAUGAAAAGGAAAUGGCAAAGAACUUAAUCCAACCCAUCAACCAUACCACACUGCAGUGUCUUGCUGCCCGUGUAAUUGUGAAUCAUUGCAUAGGUUACCAAGGGCACAUCCCAGAAAAACUUGAGAACUUUGUUUUGCUCCAUAGAUGAUAGUAGGCUCUUCUUACUGUAGGAGCAUGUGUUAGGAACUUUAACUGUGGCUUUCUCAAGCACCGUUGUGAUAUGCGAGCGAUACACCAUCAUUCAUUCAGCUUGGUCCAUCCUGCUCUUUAGCGAAGGCAUCGUUAGACUCAGAUCUGCAGAAGAACUGGUUGCCUAGUAUUUAAAACAAACAUACCAUAUAAUAUAUUUUGUGGAUUAUUUAGAAAUGUAAUAUUAUAUUUGGACUCACUAAAAUUGUCUGCCAAAGGCUUGUCUACUCUGGUUUAGUUUGCCUGUUGGUUGUUUGGGACUGAACUGAAUAAUUUUUGUGGUAUUGUCUUAUUCUUACAGGUGUGCAGAUUUUGUAUAGCUGAGAAGUCAUCUUUUUGUUCUUGCUUGAGCAUUUCUACUUCUUUUUUUCUAAUUGGUUCAUUGCUGAACUAUACAAGUUGUAUGGACUUGUUAACAUUUGCAGUUACCAUAAGUGCUUUUAUCUUCUCUAUGCACUGGCUUGAACAUGACUGUUUGUGUGUUGGCAUAUUCCUAUGCAUCAGUUGGCUGUUUUUAGCUUUGAUACUGUUUUCUUGCAGUUUAUUAGAGCUCUCUCUCGUGCAAGAGCUCUCUCAAGAAUACAUUCUUUUCAGCAUGACAGUUUUUGAAGACUUCAGUCAGCUGUCCAGACUCUCAUUUGACUUUUCACCCUAGCUGUUUCUGCAGUUGCUUUCUAUUGAUUUUUUGAGAGUUGCGUGCUGAAUUUGGGAGUAAAAUGUGUUAUUGUUGGCAAAUUCACUUUAAAUUAAGUCUAAAAGUUAUUUUAAUAUGUCUUGCUGCAAGUAGGGAGAGGUAAUGAACUACCUUCUACCCCACUGCACUCUUGUCUUGCUUGAGCUGAUUGUGUGACUAGACAUAGAGAGGUUUUUUUCAAAUUUAACCUGAAACUUAAUCAUAUGACUCAGUGAGAAGAACUAGAUCAAACAUAGUCUGAAAUUACAACUCAAGAUUCUUAGCUACGAAAGAAACUAAAGCAUGUUGGCAUGAUGCUUGUCAGUCCAGAUCUAGCUAUCAGCUAGUAUAAUUAAUUAUAUGGUUGUAACCAGUACCCCUCUGCAAGGGCUUCAGAAGUUUAGUAGUAUCCCCUCUCCGUCAUUUUAAAAUAACUCUUACACAUAAUUUGCAUGCAUUUUAUUCUCUAAUACCUUUCAGCCAUAUUUAUGGAAACAUCAAGAGGCCAUGUAAAAUACAUAGCUUCCACUGAAAGCUAUCUAUUUUUAUAAUAACUUGCACAACAGCUUAGCUAUUGCAGCAGAAAGGGCUUUUUAGACAUGAUAAGGAAACCAUAAGUGAAGACUACAAAUGAGAUUAAGAUUCAGGUAACUAAUAUAAUUCAGCACUUUAUUGUUGACUCAUAAUGGAACUUACUAUGGCAUACUAGACCUGCAAAUGUCUUAAAAUAAAAUGGUUCUCAAGAAUUUUUUUUUUAAAAACUUCAUUUUUUUCUUGGAGUGGAAUACAAUUUAUGUGCCAGUAUAGUUUAUUAUAAGUUUUGAGUUGCCACUGACUUGAUAUCCUGUUUGGUUUAUUUAUCUAAAACCUUUUCAGUUUAGAAAUGCAAUGCAUAGAUGACUAUGAAUCUGUGACAGUUGAAAAUGCAGGAGAAAUUUGUAACCAAAUCAGUGCCUCAAGUCUGGUGGGACUGUGGUUCAAGGUUAUUUUUUAGAAUUGUAAAAUACCACUUACCACCUUCAGUUAAUUUAGUUUGUCCACUUUCUCACAGUUUACACUAGUAGUCACACCAUAGCGUUUUCAUUACUGCUAUCGCAUUGACUCAGAUCAGACAUAAUGUACUCCAUGGAUUAAAAUUAUAAAUUAUGAGAAUAAGCUGUUGAAAGUCUUGGGUUCAUGCUUUUUCUCUCCCUCUCCUCUUAAGUGAGAAGGAGUGAUUUCUUCAAAACUGGAAAUUAUAACUUUCAGUCUUUUCCCCUCACAUGGUAAGAAAAGAAGAUGGAAUAGAACAUGAAGCCAUCCAACACAGACUAUUGCUCAUUUUUAAGUCUAAAUCAUGCUUAAGCAUUACAUCUGAACAGGGUCAUUGCCUAUUGUGUGUUAGACAAAAAGUGGAGUGACUUCAUUACACCAAGAAAGAGAAGAAAGCAAAAAUGUGUAGUUUAUUAUAUAAUUUUCACAUCAAGUGUAAAAUACUUGCAAACUGUUUCAUAUCCAUAAGCAUACCUGGAUCACUUUUCUCAAAAGCAAAUUCACAGGUGUACACCAGGAGGUUUAUUUAAGCUGGCUACUCUUACAAUGGCUAAAACACCUACUAUUUAUAGACUGAAAGCAUGAAGAAUGUGCUGUUUUUUCCCCAUAUUAUUCUCUAGUGCUUACCUGUUUUGCAAGUAGUCAGUUCAGAUAGUAGAAGGGCAAAACCCAACCUACUUUAACCUAAAAAUAGGACAUGAGAGAAAAGGGAGACUGUAGAACACUGUGUCCUCUCAGAUAUUUUAUUUUACUUUGUUAGAAGUAUUGUGACACUGAAAAACUGCUGGAGAAAGGGGCACCUUAUAGAUCCUUUGAUGGCAUAUGUUUUUACAGUUAUACCUUCUGUUAAGUAAAAGGCUUAAGGAGAGAUCCAGUAAUUAGUUAUUACUCCCAAGUAGAGUAGACUCACUGAGUAAAAUUGUAAGUUCUACAAAUUCAUGGGUCUGCACUAGUUACUACUGAUAGUUGAAUUUAGACCUUGGUAUUCUGUGAAAACCAUGAGCACAGUUAAUUGCUCCUUACAUACCAUGGUUUCUCCAUUCUAACCAGCAGUACUUGGGCUUCAAAACUUUUUUUAAAAAAAUUAUGUUAAUUACCUUUCAGACUUGAACAUUUCCAAAUUCAGAAGGAAAGGUUUGGUUCUCUUGUACUCCUUGUUUUCACAUUAAAACCUUGAAGGUAUUUUCAGUGACCACUUCUGCUUCUCUCUUCUUCUUAGAUUCCUUUUAAAACACUCUGAGCACACCCUCUUUCUUUCAUCUGCUGUUGUGCUUUAUCUGGGAAUCUGGCAUAUCUCUCAGAUAAAUGGUACCUGUUGAGUUGGGGGGGACACAAAUGUGUAUCAUAUUUCACACUGACUCUUGACUAAAUUGCUUCAAUACAUCAUUUUAUCUCUGUUCCAUUUGUAUAGGAAUGUUUGCUAUUUUUGGCAGCAGUAGAAAAAUGUCUGACUGUGGUGAGUUCUCAAAAUAGUGACCUGCGUACCUGUGGCCUUAUUUGGUAUUAACUGAACAUAGUGUGCGUUGACAGUGUACGUUUAGUUUAUAUUGUUUGAGAACAACAAAUCUGGGGGUAGAACUUGAAUAUUUUGAAAUGCACCACAUUGCCAGCCUUCUUUCAGCAAGAUAGUGGUUUUUUUGGCUCUAGUGGUUUCUGUGUACAUUCAAAGCUGAAUCUGACAGCUAGAACAGAACUCUAGUGGCCAGUUCUCUCAACACACGGUGCACAGAAUUUGAAAUGUUGAGGCUCUCUUGUCACCCAAACAGAUUGUCCUUUGAAGCAUACAGAAUCACUCUUGCAUUCCUUUAGUUUCAAGAAAAUGUGAACACGGAAUCUGAAAGAUUUUAUGCAGAAGGCCAGAAUUCCUGACAAAGGAAAAUGCUGAUGAUAUUAUAAAAAGCAAAGCGGGAACUGUAGAUUUUAUAAUCUAAUAGCAGGGCUGUAAAAAUGCUACACAUCUCUGAAAACAAACAUGCAUUUGUUGGAAACAUGUCUCAGAUGUUUACAAAUUAGUCAUAGUGAAGCCUGACUAGCUAUUUCACAGCCUUACCACUGACAUCCCUUCUCUUUUCUACAUCUGACUGGCAAUGGUGUAUCAUCCCUGUUUCUAAAAGACUAUAGAAUUAAAACACACUUAAAAGAUAACUACAGGGUGUCUGAUCUUCUAGAGCCCCCAAAGAACUAUUCUUGUGGAAUUAUAAAUUUAAAAAUUGCAAAUAUGUGAUGUGUCUGUUAUAGGAGAGAGUCUAUUAUAGAGAACUGAUACACUGGUUGAAUGUGAUCCUGGAAAGCAGCACAGAACCCGGCCACUGACAAUGCAGGCUUCUAACAGCUACUUUGGUAAAUUGGCUGGAUGUUGUUUUUUGUUUCCAGAUUAUAACUACAAUACCUUACCAAAGAUGCCUAACAAGUAUUUUGUUAUUUUUUUCCUCCCUAUUAAUUAUGAUUUAAUACCAAAAAUGUAAAGAACAAUAUGAAGGAUCUUAUUAUUUUAGUUCCUUAUUAUUCAUGAUUGAGUAAGGCUUUGGAUUUGCAAGGUUAACUUGUUAGACUUAAAAUGUUCAUAUGUAUAACUAAAACACUCAGGGAUUUAUGUAUGUGCACUACAAUAUUUAGAUUUGCACUAAGAAAAGGCAAAUUUUGCAAAGUGAAUAAAUGUAAUAAUUCUG
Sceloporus undulatus (fence lizard) is the source of this 6707-nucleotide messenger RNA. It is a transcript of the gene FEM1C, whose product is annotated as fem-1 homolog C. The transcript has 3 exons. The coding region runs from base 439 to 2292 and encodes 617 amino acids. The record is from RefSeq and is a predicted model, not a curated record. Gene Ontology annotation, molecular function: protein binding. NCBI's taxonomy places the organism in Eukaryota, Metazoa, Chordata, Lepidosauria, Squamata, Phrynosomatidae.